AUGAAUCUUGAGGAAGUUGAUCGUUAUUACCACAAGGCAAUGGAGACGUUUAAAGUUGAACUUGACAAAAUCAAGAUAUCAGAUAUAAGAACGUUGAAGGCGGUAGUCUCUACAUAUGACAGUGUUCUAGGUCAGCUUGGUUCCUGGUUCGAAAGUAUCGACACGUAUAAAAACAACAAACAGGACAAUGAACUCGCCAUCCUGACAAUUACUAUCAAGCAUGAAAGGGACGGAAGCACAUGUAAAAUCACAGACAUUGCGUUGUUACGAGAUAACCUAGUCUUAUUAGCGGACUACGGAAAUUCAAAACUAAGGAUAUUCGAUACUGGCAAUUCUACUCUUGUUUCAAAUGCCAAAUUACAAUAUACGCCAUGGCAGAUGUCAGUUACAGAGCACGGUGAAGCAUACGUGGCAUAUUAUGGCCAACCUAAAAUACUCCACCUGAAGUCUCCCGCGACAGACCUCACCACUUUUCGGGAGAUAAACGUAAACGGCCAAUGUUUUGCCGUAGAAUGUUUCAACCAAACCUUGAAAGUUCAGUGUGUGUCUCCUGCCAAAAGUAUAGAAGUAGAUGAAGAUGGAAAACAAGUCAGGGUUAUCAACAAUGACUUAAGUAAAGAAACUACAGAGAAUGGAGAACAGUUUGUUACUAAUCCGCUCUGGUCAACACAAGAUCCCGCAACUGGUUCGAUGUACGUAUCAUGUAUCAGCACACAUUCAAUAACAGAAAUCAAAAGUGACGGCAAUGUUGAGCUAUUUUUGAAAGCAGACAAGCUGAAUACUCCUUAUGGCCUGUGCAUGGACAUUGAUGGUUCAAUCAUCGUGUGUAGCUACAGUAGCAAGGACGUGUUUAGGGUGAAGAGGAAUGGAGACAUACAGAGUGUGUUACCACAACCGCUAGACUUUAACCCUUGUACAGUGGCUUUUGAUAAACGGACAAGGAAACUGUACGUUGGAGGACAGUCUGAUACAAUUUAUGUGUUUCAAAUCUAA
This is a messenger RNA of Mya arenaria, 993 nucleotides long. RefSeq lists its product as uncharacterized. Lineage: Eukaryota; Metazoa; Mollusca; Bivalvia; Myida; Myidae. The record is from RefSeq and is a predicted model, not a curated record. The coding region runs from base 1 to 993 and encodes 330 amino acids. The transcript has 2 exons.